Callorhinchus milii (elephant shark) is the source of this 1337-nucleotide messenger RNA. RefSeq lists its product as uncharacterized. The transcript is spliced from 6 exons. The record is from RefSeq and is a predicted model, not a curated record. Lineage: Eukaryota; Metazoa; Chordata; Chondrichthyes; Chimaeriformes; Callorhinchidae. The coding region runs from base 185 to 922 and encodes 245 amino acids.
CCUCUGGGGUCUGCGGGACGAGGGAGGAGCCGCGAUCGGGCGCGCAAUUGUCGGCCGUUCACUACUUCCCCGGGAUGUAAACAAGAGCUGGGCCGGAGCUCGCGAACCCCCGUCCCGGGGUCCGAUCUCUGGUCCCUGGCUCCGCGCGGGCCUUGAUACCAUCUCACGCUAACCACAGACACUGAUGGGGUCUCCUUGCAGCCACUUGCCCGUGUCUGACAUCACCGAGGAGGCCUGUCGGGAAGCUGCCGUGUAUCUGAGUGCCGGGAUCGAUGGACUAAUAGUGGAAAAUAUGCAUGAUCUUCCUUACACAAUGACCAUCGGUCCAGAAGUGACAGCUACAAUGUCAGCUGUUUGUACUGCUGUAAGACAAUCCUGUCCCAAUCUUCUCCUGGGUGUCCAGAUCCUUUCUGCGGCCAACCAUCAAGCAAUGGCAGUUGCUCUUGCUGCUGGUUUCAAUUUUAUCCGAGUUGAGGGAUUUGUGUUCUCGCAUAUUGCAGAUGAAGGUCUUCUAAAUGCAUGUGCUGGUGACCUUUUGAGGUACCGCAAACAAAUAGGAGCUGAGCACAUUCAAGUUUUUACUGACAUCAAAAAAAAGCACAGCUCACACGCUGUGACAUCAGAUAUCAGCCUCCCCGAGACUGCCAAGGCUGCUGAGUUCUUCCUGAGCGAUGGUGUCGUCCUGACGGGAACAGCCACUGGAAUGCAGGCAGACCCUGAGGAGCUAAAAGAGGUUAAACAGGCUGUAAGAAUUCCAGUUCUCAUUGGCUCUGGUGUGACCCAUGAAAAUCUGGAGCACUACACGGAUGCAAGUGCUUUGAUAAUUGGGUCCCAUUUCAAAAAAGGAGGAUACUGGGCUAAUGAGGUGGAUUCUGAAAGGAUAAAGAAGUUUAUGGAGAAGAUGCAUCACCUGAGAGCAUAAAACUUCAGCACUUAUUGUUGUAGCAUAUAACCCAAUGUAAUCCAUUUCAAGUGAUGAACAGACUUAGCACCAGUGUUAGUGUGGGCACAGAUUUUCACUUAAUGCUUAUGAGGUUCUGAAUUUUGAUGCUUUGAUGUGAUGUGAUUGUUCUUUUAACUUAAACUAUAAUGUAUGUAAGCAGUGUAUAUAAUUCUCAUAUUUGUACUUAAAGACUGCUUUUGAUCAGACACAAUGAGUUGGAUUAAAUGCUGAUACCUAAGAGUCAAAGGUAUAAGUAUAAAUCGUGAAACUGUAUGUAGCCAAUCCAACAAUUGAACAGUUGAUGUAAAUAAUUAUCACCCGAUCUAUGAUGUGAUUUAUUGCAUUUAGAAAGCUAAAAAAAAAUUUGCCCUCAAUAAAGAAGUCAUACCCUUAA